CGCCUCCUCCUCCUCCUCCCGAGCGGACUGAAAGCAGCUGGGGCUGAGAAUCGAAGCCAAGCGGAGCCGAAGCCACCUCGAUUCGCGUUGUUUUCUGAGCCCGCGAGGCUAGCCAGGGCGCUUUCAUUGCACGGCGGGGCUUCUGUCUCAGAUCUGAAGAAGAAGAAGAGGAAAGAUGGCAUCAGGCUGCUUGAAAGUCACAAAAUAUUUUCUUUUCCUCUUCAACCUCCUUUUCUUUAUCCUGGGUGCUGUCAUCCUAGGUUUUGGAAUAUGGAUUUUGGUGGACAAAACAAGCUUCAUUUCAGUUCUACAGACCUCAUCAUCAACUUCAAAAGUUGGCGCAUACAUUCUUACUGGAGUGGGAGCUCUCACCAUGUUAAUGGGGUUCCUGGGCUGUGUUGGAGCAGUCAAUGAGAUUCGCUGCCUCUUGGGACUGUAUUUUACUUGCCUGUUGCUGAUCCUCAUAGCCCAAAUAGCUGCCGGCCUGCUGAUCUAUUUCCAGAGAAAUGCACUUGAAGCGGAAAUGUCUGGGAUUGUUAGUGAACUUGUCCAGAAUUACGAUCCUUAUGAUGACAACAAUAGGACCCUUGAAAAUGCUUGGGACUAUGUCCAGUUACAAUUGCAAUGCUGUGGUUGGACUGGGCCAGAAACUUGGAAAAACAACACAGUUCUUCAGGAAAGAAACCAGACACUCUAUCCUUGCUCUUGUUUCAAUGACUCCUUUAACUCCCUGGCCGAAGUGGGUUUCUGCUCCCUGAAUACUUUUUCCAACUCUUCAACAGUGGAUGACUGGCCAGUUAAAAAGCAGGGAUGUAUGAAAGGUGUGCAGAAUUGGUUACAAGACAACCUUGGCAUCAUCCUUGGAGUGUGCACGGGGGUUGCGGUCAUUGAGUUGCUGGGAAUGGUGCUCUCUAUCUGCCUCUGCAAGAACAUUCACACUGAAGACUACACCAAAGUGCCCAAGUACUGAGAGACUGAUGGUCUUGAGAGCUGCCCCAGAACAUACAAAAUGCCCCUUUCUUAAAUCCAGACUGUCUUCAUCCCUCUGGUGACAACUCUGCGGUGUUGCUGCAGUUCAAUUAGGUUGUGCGGUAUUGAUGAAUUAUUUGAGGGACUUGGGCAGUCUCCUUUUAUCUCUUGACUUUCUUUUAUGAAACAGGCCAUUUAAAUCUUCUCCUCCUUGUGAGAUAUCCUGCACCUUUAUUGCCAGCACCUCUUCCUCCCUUCCUUUUAUCCACAUUUGUCGAGUGUGACUAAGCUUAGAGUAUUCACAUAUUCCAAUUGUUGCAGCUGUUUGCUAUAUGUACAUAAUCCUUAUACUGUUCAUCGAGGAAGAUUUGGAGGGAGGGGGUUCUAGCUGUUGUGGUUUGAUAUUUUUUUAAUCACAUGCUUUUAGAAAAACACGCUGUAGAGAGGAGCAUCUCUCUUCUAAAUAAUCGGAUGCCUCUAUCUUUUUUAGCUUCAGUUCCUCUGAUCUAUUGAAUUGACACCAGCCAGAUCAAGAAUUGGACUGUAAGGCACCAAGCUUAAAAUACCACCAUUUACCUUUUGAAACAGGAAUGUAUGAUAUGGAAAAUCUGAUAUCAUUUUUUCUCAUUUCUGCCAUACUUCUCCCUUUGGGAGUACAUUACAUUGGAGUCAUUUUAGUGACCGCAUCUCCAAGGAUGAAUCUGUCCUGGCUCUCUGACAUCUACUCCUGGUUUGCCAACUUUAUUUGAGGUGGUGAUGGAGACUAUAUAUAUAUAUAUUUCCAUUCACAUUAGUAUGAAUCUUCUGUAAUUUUGUCUUCUCUUUAUUAUGGUGAACUUAUACAGAAUUGAUUAUUCUUCAUGCCAGUAGUGGCAGGGAACACUUUUUCUGGCCUUUAGUUUAUAUGUACCAAGGAAAGUACAUAGCUCUUCUUGCCUCUCUAGUUGGGGAUCCUGUGACCUUGGAAUCACUGUAGUUGCCACCAGAACCCAUGUUGCAGGAGUCACUGUGAAGAACUUACUGUUGAUAUCUGGGAGAUGCUUCUCUAUUCAAAAGCCAUGCAAGCAUCUAUAUUCUAAGGUGAAUGCAAGGAAACAGCCCAGUUUUGUAAGGGAAAUCUCUCCUUCCCAGAUUAUGGAACAGCUGCUAGUACAUAAAACUGUGAAAAAGAAAGUCCAGAUUGUGGUCACAGUAUCAUUAGCAUUCUCUCCUGACACCAUGGCUCUGGUUUUGCAUGGAGAGCUUCUAUUUGAGGUGUGUCAAAGAAGGCAACCAGGAAAAGUUAACAUGUCCAGAACUACAGGUUCCUUACAUUAACAAUUAUUAAUGUAUAGAUCAAAGUAUGAAUGCUUCAUUCCAUCAUCUCACGGCACAGAAGGUAGUUUUUGCAAAUAGGAAACUUGAUCUUUGUCUAUUGCGGGAGAAUGAAAUGGGUCUGAGUUAAUUUAGAGACCAAAUCUAGUUAAGAGUACCUGCAUUCCCAUGCUUUCCUACCUUGCAAAUAUUAUAAGUUCUUAACUGUAACAAGGGGUGAAUUUGAUAGAUUUUGUGCAGUAAGACAGUUGGAUGAUUCACAGUCCAUCAUUUGAAUAAUUUCACAUUAACAUUCUAGCAAACAUGAGUCAUUUUAUUUGAAACAAUGGUCCAGGUUGGCUCUACUGCCAUCAUCCACCAAUCGCUGUUUCAUUUUUGAAUGGAUUGUAAUGCUAGGCUGUGUAUGCAUCACUUCAUGCUUCAUCUGAUAAACUUCACUGAUAAGGUGUUUAUGCGAUGGUUCUUGUUCUCUUGGAUUCAGCUCUGAAUAGAAGAACGUUGGAGUCAUUUUGGAUUUUUUUUGUUUUUGUUUUUAGAAACCACUUCCAAUUGAAACAAAUGCAUGUACAGAUUUAACAAAUAAUGGGCGGGUAUUUCAAUAAUAAAACAUUUGCUUAAAAAAAAAUUAAGAAAA
Messenger RNA from Pantherophis guttatus, 2917 nucleotides. RefSeq names its product CD82 molecule (gene CD82). The record is from RefSeq and is a predicted model, not a curated record. Gene Ontology annotation, cellular component: plasma membrane. NCBI's taxonomy places the organism in Eukaryota, Metazoa, Chordata, Lepidosauria, Squamata, Colubridae.